Westerdykella ornata is the source of this 1657-nucleotide messenger RNA. Its product is annotated as putative peroxisomal carrier protein. The transcript has 4 exons. Gene Ontology annotation, biological process: transmembrane transport. The record is from RefSeq and is a predicted model, not a curated record. Lineage: Eukaryota; Fungi; Ascomycota; Dothideomycetes; Pleosporales; Sporormiaceae. The coding region runs from base 438 to 1451 and encodes 337 amino acids.
CUCGCGUCCGUCAACAUACGUUGAACUCCUAACAGCAUUAACUUCUCUGCUCCUCUCAUCACCUUAUGGAUCCACGAAAAUACAACUCCCAGAACUAUUCAUCUCGAGGAGCACCCCGCGGUGCACGGGCGCAUGAUGAUGUCGCAAAUCUUGGCAGCCUCUGACAUUGAACCUCGGUCUAUUUCGGAACUCGACAACCUCUCCUCCAUCGGGCUGGGGAACGUCUUGACGGCUUCCCGCCCGUUUCUCCACACGUCGGUGACCUCCCGGACUCGUAUUUUCUUCUUCCCCCGGUGUUGCUUCGUUGUUGUUGCCAUGAGAUAGCACUUCUGCAGCGCAAUCUAUUUCUUUACCCCUCUGCGACAACCCCGGAACUGUUGCCGUGCUCACAAGCCGUGCCAUCCUCCUCGGCUUUCUACAGAUAAUACACGACCACAAUGGCAGGACAGUCCAAAGUAGAGAUUUUGCCGCCAUGGGGCAACGCAAUCGCAGGCUCUGCUGGCGCUGUUAUCGCCAAUGCGCUGGUUUACCCGCUGGACAUUGUGAAGACGAGGCUCCAAGUCCAGAUGAAGCGCCCUCACUCCGCCGACUCCAAUCCCGCCGACGACCAGCACUACCACUCGACUAUCGAUGCUAUUUCCAAGAUCGUUAAAGCCGAUGGCCUCGGUGGGCUCUACGCUGGGAUGGCCGGUUCGCUGAUUGGCGUUGCUUCCACCAAUUUCGCCUACUUCUACUGGUACACGAUCGUGCGUGGUCUCUACUUUACGUACCGUAAGACGACCAGCGCGCCGGGCACUGCUAUUGAAUUGGCGCUGGGAGCGGUGGCUGGAGCCGUCGCGCAGCUCUUCACGAUACCCAUUGCGGUGGUUACAACGCGGCAACAGACUGUCAGCAAGGCAGAGCGAAAGGGCAUGUUGGCAACGGCCAAGGAGGUCAUUGAUAGCGAGGAUGGCUGGACCGGUCUGUGGAGGGGGAUGAAGGCCAGCUUGGUCCUUGUUGUAAACCCUGCCAUAACAUACGGUGCCUACCAGAGAUUGAGGGAAACUCUGUUCCCUGGAAAGAAAACCCUCCGACCCACUGAGGCUUUCUUACUCGGCUCUCUGUCAAAGAUGCUUGCAACCAUUGCUACCCAGCCCCUUAUUGUGGCAAAGGUCGGCCUGCAGUCCAAGCCACCGCCCGCGAGGAACGGCAAGCCUUUCAAAUCAUUCUCGGAGGUUAUGAGGUUCAUCGUCGAGCACGAGGGUCUUCUUGGCCUGUUCAAGGGCAUCGGUCCUCAGAUCCUGAAGGGUUUGCUCGUGCAGGGCUUCCUUAUGAUGACCAAAGAGAGAAUCGAAUUGAUGUUCAUCCUUCUCUUCAGAUACGUCCGCCAGCUACGCGCAAAGCAACUGCAGAAGCUCGCCGAUAUCGCUGCUGAGAAGGCCAGGCAGAGCGCUCCUGUUCUGGUGAAAUAGAGGGGAAAAGUCGUUGUCCGCAUUGCAUCUUCUUUCGGUUCCAAUGCUCUUCGUGUAAAUGUUGCAUCUCUGGGGUUUUUUCUAGCCCUAUUUCUGGGAAAGUCAUGUGCUAUCUAGACGAGGUAAGCUUGUGUUACAAGCUCUAGACUUGGUCGUUCCAGCUAGGCGUUUGGUAAUGCUAGGUAUAUAUCUCCUAUGGAAGGCUG